AUGGAUGAUCCACCGGAAUCUGUUCAGAUCUUAAGGGAUAUGGGAAUUGAUUUCAAGGAUGGACUUCCACAAUGGUUGUUAAAUUUCGAAGAGAUUCUUUUACCAAUCAAGAAACUCUUGAAUUAUGCAGAGAGUGACGUUGGCUGCUUCUGCUACAUCUAUCCAAUGUUUCAAUCGACGAUUGAGCAGUUGAC
Trichomonas vaginalis G3 is the source of this 194-nucleotide messenger RNA. RefSeq lists its product as uncharacterized. The transcript has a single exon. The record is from RefSeq and is a predicted model, not a curated record. Lineage: Eukaryota; Parabasalia; Trichomonadida; Trichomonadidae. The annotation marks the transcript as partial.